UUCUUUCGGGUAGGGGUGGGUUCUGGCCACGUGAUCCGCGCCACCCCCCUCCCGAACACAGCCGACUGGCUGCAACUCGCGGCCACAUGCCUAACCUGUCCUGGUGUUCUUGACACGCGCGGCAGGAAUGGAGAUGCCCGGCGGUUGGGCCCGAGGGACCCGAGUGGCGCUCAGCUCUGUGUCCUGCUGAAGCCUUCAGCCUUGGCUUGGGGACUCGGUGGUAACUUGACCGUGUGCACCCGCUGUGCCUUGUCUUCUACACGCACUGGCUUGGGGACUGGGCUGCCGGUUCUGGUGAGGAAGCGAGGAGGGCCACGUUCCUGAACCAGCUGGGCCAGCGUAUGGGUGGAGCCCGGCCCGGCCCGCCCCGUCUGUGGGGACCGUGCUGAAGUGCUGCUCUGCCCCUUGGUCCCAGCCAGGCCCCGCUCCAUCUGCUGUCCUGUGGGGCUCCUGGCACCCGACGGCCCCUGCUGUCCCGGCUCUCCGGGCGCUCGGAAUCAGGGCUGCUCGCCUGUGGGCCUGCGUGCUGCCCCCUCCCUCCCGGUCACACACCUCGGGAAGGCGGCUAAUUAGCAGUUUCUGUUGACGCGUAGUCUCUGUCUGGAGCCGGUCAGGCCCGACGUGGAGCUUUGCUGGGGGUGAGCCCAAGGUGGGCUCCGUGUGUGUGCCGAGUCCAUGCGUGGAGGGCUCUGCUCGGGACCGGGGCGCCCACCCACCGCAGGAUGGGCCGUCCCUCGGGCCGAUGAGGCACGGGAAGCCGUACUUUUCUCCCUCGUGUACCCGGCACCAAGAUGCCCUGUUGCCGGUGGUGCUGGGGCUGUGGCAGCGGCCUCUGUGCCGGGAGGCGCCUCCUGGUGGAUCCGAGUCUCGGGGCCUUGGAAAACCCUUUCUGCCUCUGCCUGGACAAGACGCUAGGCUCCCACCCUCCUGGCCCCCUGCGUCGCUCUGGGGCUGUGUGGACUGCUGCUGGCUCUCUGAGGACACAGUGGCUUGGCGUUCCCAAGAGAGUGCUGUUCUCGGGAGCCCGGGGGGGCCACGUGCGCAGGGGUGUUGCCUCCUUCGGGCAGCCCCCCGAAGGCUGAGCGCCAUCUCAGCCCCUGACGUGUGGAAGGUCAGUGUCAGGCGUGUGAGUGUCGGCCCGCAGGCGGGCGGGCGCCCCUCUGCCGGCCGCGCCCUGGUGCUCAGACCUCUGGGCGCUCUUUUUCAGGCUUUGAAUUGAAGUCCGAGGACAGGACAGUGCACUGGUUUUGCGUGGUACUUGAAUAUCCAGGAUUAAGCAUCCAAGACAGCAUCAGUUUUCAUCUCCCCGCUGGUGUGAGGGUGGAGCUGUCUUGAGGACUGAUUUGGGGACCAGAAGGGAAGCCAUUUCCGGGGGGUGUGGCUCCCAGGUGUGCAGGGAGAACCGGCUGACGCCAUAGACUCUUGCUCAGGAGGACUUCGGGGGGGUCCGGGGAACCGAGCGCGCCGGUACCUCCCUCCCCCGCCCCCGAGUCUAGCUGGGGUGUGUUUGUUACAAACGAAGAGGCAGCAUGGGUACGUUCUUGCGAACUAGGCCCCUGGUCCGCGAGACUGCGUCGGUGCUGUCCCCACUGUCCCUGCUAUCCUAUGGGAUAGCCUCGCUGCCCCCAAAUCCCCAUUUCCUACCCACGUAUCCCCUUUAAACUUGUCCUUGUGCCUCACUUGGCCCUCCCCACGUGUCCACGUGUGGGGUGUGGGCUGGUAGGGCAUGACCUUCACGGUCUCUCCACCUGCUCCACAGCCUGGUCCCUUGGCUGCUGCGGGGGCCUCUGUGCUCCUUUGUGGGGAGGGUACGUUUAGGUUUCCUGAACAAAGAGGUAAAAGCAGCAAGGAGAGCGGUGCCUGGCCGGCUCAGUCAGAAGACCGUGACUCUUGAUCUUGGGGUUGUGAGUUCAAGUCCCACAGUGGGUGUAGAGAUUAUUUAAAAAGCGUAAACUUAAAAUGUGGGUGGGCUCCCUAGCUCCUCAUUUUGGGGAUUGCCACCUCCUCCAGCAGGGUCACCCUCAGUCUGCCUGCUCCGUGUGUCUACAGCACUCACGCGUGGACCCCGAGGAGCUCUUCACCAAGCUUGACCGUAUCGGCAAGGGCUCCUUUGGGGAGGUGUACAAGGGCAUCGACAACCGCACCAAGGAGGUGGUGGCCAUCAAGAUCAUCGACCUGGAGGAGGCCGAGGAUGAGAUCGAGGACAUCCAGCAGGAAAUCACUGUGCUCAGCCAGUGUGACAGUCCCUACAUCACCCGCUACUUCGGCUCCUACCUGAAGGGCACGAAGCUGUGGAUCAUCAUGGAGUAUCUGGGCGGAGGCUCCGCGUUGGACCUGCUGAAACCCGGGCCCCUGGAGGAGACGUACAUCGCCACCAUCCUGCGGGAGAUCCUGAAGGGCCUGGACUACUUGCACUCGGAGCGCAAGAUCCACCGAGACAUCAAAGCCGCCAACGUGCUGCUCUCAGAGCAGGGUGACGUGAAGCUGGCCGACUUUGGUGUGGCGGGGCAGCUCACAGACACACAGAUCAAGAGGAACACGUUUGUGGGCACCCCCUUCUGGAUGGCACCCGAGGUCAUCAAGCAGUCGGCCUACGACUUCAAGGCUGACAUCUGGUCGUUGGGCAUCACGGCCAUCGAGCUGGCCAAGGGCGAGCCUCCGAACUCUGACCUCCACCCCAUGCGUGUCUUGUUCCUGAUUCCCAAGAAUAGCCCGCCCACCCUGGAGGGCCACCACAGCAAGCCUUUCAAGGAGUUUGUGGAAGCCUGCCUCAACAAAGACCCCCGAUUCCGGCCCACUGCCAAGGAGCUGCUGAAGCACAAGUUCAUCACCCGCUACACCAAGAAGACUUCCUUCCUCACUGAGCUCAUUGACCGCUACAAGCGCUGGAAGUCGGAGGGGCACGGCGAGGAGUCCAGCUCCGAGGACUCCGACAUUGACGGAGACACUGAGGAUGGAGAGCAGGGCCCCCUCUGGACGUUCCCCCCCACCAUCCGGCCGAGCCCCCACAGCAAGGUGCACAAGGGCACAGCCCUGCACGGCUCCCAGAAGUCUGCGGAGCCCGCCAAGAGGCAGCCGAGGUCCCAGUGCCUGUCCACGCUGGUCCGGCCUGUCUUUGGAGAGCUCAAGGAGAAGCACAGGCAGAGUGGCGGAGGCGUGGGGGCGCUGGAGGAGCUCGAGAACGCCUUCAGCCUGGCCGAGGAGUCCUGCCCUGGCAUCUCGGACAAGCUGAUGGCGCACCUGGUGGAACGGGUGCAGAGGUUUUCCCACAACAGAAACCACCUGACGUCAUCCCGCUGAAGGCGCUGCUGCUUGAGAAGUGGGGAGAAGGGUCUUUGUGUGGAGCCCCCUGUGCUGUCGUGGCCACGUGGGCCUCACUGCCGGGUCACCGCCCCCCACCCGCGCAGAGGGUCCCUCUUCCACGUCCCCUCCUGGCAGCGGAGCACCGACAGGCGACCACGUGGCACGAGGAGCAGAGACUGUCGGGGCAGCCCUGCCUCCUCCCCUGCCUGGGGCCCACCGAGGCCGCGCCGGGCCCAGGUUUGCUUCGUGUCGCAUUACCGUGUCUCCCAAGGACUCGUUUCGGCCAGGACUGUUUUUUUUUUUUUUUUUUUUUUAAAGAAAAUGAACUUCCUGCUUCCCUAAAUGUUCUGAGGUUAAGGUGUUAGUUUUCAUAGAACAUCGAGAGGCUCGGGCCACUUUCAAUAAAAACCUGAAUCGGA
Messenger RNA from Lynx canadensis (Canada lynx), 3722 nucleotides. It is a transcript of the gene STK25, whose product is annotated as serine/threonine kinase 25. The record is from RefSeq and is a predicted model, not a curated record. Gene Ontology annotation, molecular function: protein kinase activity; ATP binding. The transcript has 10 exons. Lineage: Eukaryota; Metazoa; Chordata; Mammalia; Carnivora; Felidae. The coding region runs from base 1960 to 3300 and encodes 446 amino acids. Gene Ontology annotation, biological process: protein phosphorylation.